Molecule: messenger RNA, 600 nt
Organism: Mesorhabditis belari
Lineage: Eukaryota; Metazoa; Nematoda; Chromadorea; Rhabditida; Rhabditidae
Source: the annotation of a GenBank genome assembly
AUGCUUUCCGUGCUUUUAAUCGAAACUCAAGGAAUUCACGAUCUGGAAAGCUCAUCCGAAGAUUCUUCCAUCAUUUUCGCUCUCUCGCUGCUCAUUUCAUCAGCAAAAAUUUACAAUACUCUUCAAUAUCUCAGCACUUCAGAAAUCGAUGAGUUGAAUGCAUUGUUUGCGUUUAGUCAAAUGAAGGACGGCAAUGCAAAAUUGGGACAGAAUUUUUUGCUCCUUUUGCGAGACACCGUCGGAAAAACGGGAAUCGAAGGUGGAAAGGAAUAUUUAGAACAUUUGAAGGAAAAUGUGCAAAAUAACAAUGGAACGAAUAAAUUUGUGGAGUGCCUCGAUGAGUGCUUUGAUCGGGUCGAUUGUUUUCGUGUACCUCGGCCAUCUCGACUGGUGAUGGACGGAGUGGAUGGAGGGAUGAAAGCCGAACAAUGCGGUGAAGAGUUUCUUCGAACGAUAAGCGAAUGUGCAAAUUUUGUCCUCGAAACGCUAACCGCCAAAAUGGUGGGAAACGAUUGUCUCACCGGUGAAUCAUUCAAAGCACAUGUAAAGCACGUUGUCGAGCAUUUUUCUCAUCGCAGCGCAAACGCUAAAUCUGUUAUU